Messenger RNA from Hydatigera taeniaeformis, 1416 nucleotides. The record is from the annotation of a GenBank genome assembly. NCBI's taxonomy places the organism in Eukaryota, Metazoa, Platyhelminthes, Cestoda, Cyclophyllidea, Taeniidae.
AUGAGCGUUGACGCCUCACGUGAUCCACGUCUUUUGCGAGAAGCUCAGGAAGGUUCUCUGCUCCAAAAUUCUUCUCGUCUGCUACCGUUUGCAAGACAAGGCAAGGCAUUUCGGCAUCAAAUUCCAACGAAUGCUUUUCCUCGGUCUUCAGCAUCAGACGAGGCUGCUCUUAAGGACGCCGUGUUUAAUGGGGACACUGAUGAGGUCUGUCGAAUCCUCUCCCUUCCCAACACUCCCAACGUCAACGCCCCCUUGGAACCACGCUUCCUGAUGGUAGCAGCAGGACGAGGUUUUGCUGACAUUGUGGGAUUGCUGUUGCGUGCCGGGGCGGAAGUCGAUGCCAAGUCGUUUCUAACCGAGACUACUGCUUUGAUGGCCGCAGCAGCAGCCUUGCGAAAAUAUUUUCAUCUCAUCCACCUUUGGUUCAAUUCACAGGGUCACACAAUGGCCACAAUGGUGCUUCUUCAAUGGGGUGCUGAUCCUGAAGCUGCCAAUGCAAAGUCUGAAACGGCACUACUUUUAGCGAUCCGCGGUGAACAUAUGGCUGUCGUGGGGCUAUUGCUGGCGUAUGGUGCCAAUCCUCUCCCCAGCGCCGCAGCGUUGCGCGCCAAACGCUGCCUUUUACCCCUCCAGCUGGCCCUCCAUCUAGGUAACACAGCUAUCCAGGAGGCUCUCAUCGCUGCAAAUCGCAUGAUGGAUCAAUACUUAAUCAAUAUUGUGCGUGCCAGCCUUCCACCGGGUGUCAUUCUCAUUGAUCCCGGUCACCCCAAUACACAGCAGUCUAUUACUCCGCGUUCUCUAAGCUUCAUUCCCGUACAGAUGGUCUCAAACGUCAAAUCGACUGCCCUUCUCCAACUCACCUUCAACACACCUCCUUGUUACUCAGACCACUUUAGUAGUAUUAGUCGGGGCUCGGCAAUGGACGAACUGAUUCUUCUCUACGUGGUCUGUGUGGAUCUACAAGAUGGUCAAGUGAUAGCCCCGCGCUGUAGUCAGUCGAUGCCCGUCUACAAUCUUGCCUAUUUCAAUGGAUCGCAUACGCCUUCAGUGUGUCUGACUCCGAUGCGGAACUUCAAGACUACAAAUACUUCCUCAAAUACAAGUCCGAUUGAUGUUGAUGAGCUGCCUGGCUUUCGGGUUUUCGUCUUGGGCAGUCGUUUGAACAAAGGUGGACUCAACUCCAUUACCGUGUAUCAGAGGUGGGAUCAUGAGACCCAAGUCUCCAGUCUAUUCCAGAAGUUAUUGAUCGGAAUCUAUCGAGUGCGUGUGGAAUUGAGUGCCUUUUCGAAGGGGAUGAGCGCUGAUAUUCAUGGGGAGAUACCGACCUCCGUGGCUGUCGACGGUGCUAAUGACAAAAUUGGCAAUGACGUUGACGACGACGAUGACAGUGGCAGUGAAGACAACACAUUACACUGA